Nerophis lumbriciformis (worm pipefish) is the source of this 1050-nucleotide messenger RNA. NCBI's taxonomy places the organism in Eukaryota, Metazoa, Chordata, Actinopteri, Syngnathiformes, Syngnathidae. The record is from RefSeq and is a predicted model, not a curated record.
AUGCUAUCAGAUAUGAAUGAGGCAGCGCUUCUUCCACUGAUCCAGGCAGGAGACGGAAGGACUCUAUCCAGAGCAGAGUUUCUAUCAUUGCUAAACACAUACAACUGCUUCCUCAAGGAUCAGACUCAACUGCAUCUCAGUUACUUCCAGGAUGAUGAUCAGAGAGUGGUAGUGGAAGGCUUCCUAAAUAUCUGUUGGGGAGUUCGAAGACCCAUUCGGCUGAAAAUACAAGAUGAGAAGCAAAUGAUUCCUAGUGCUCCUCUGCUCUCAUCUGACCCAACCAGCCCAGUCAGCCCACUUGGAAAUAGGAGGGGCAUGUCACGGUGGGGAGAAUAUGUCGACCUGCACCAAAUAGAUGAGCUAGAUGGCACAACACAUGAAGCAGUGAACAAAAAUCCUCUCCCAGGGGCUGUUUAUGAGACCACAACAUUGCGUCCUUUGAGGCAGAAGAGCUACGACCUGGAGUCUGAUUCGAAUCUGUUUCGCUGUAUGAGUGAUGCAUCGCUGGUCAAAAGGAGAAGUCGCCGAGGCAAGUCAGCAGCACAAAGAGAGAGAGAGCGGCAGCACCGCUUUUCUAUCAAUGGACACUUCUAUAAUUAUAAGACAUCCAUCUUCACUCCUUGUUUUGGCACAAAAACCAAAGUCCGCAUUAAGAGUAAUAUGACUACAAACCAAGUCAUUGAACAGCUACUAAGCAAAUUCAAGAUAGAGAAUGAUCCCCAGGAGUUUGCCCUAUAUUGUGUUCACCAGAGUGGUGAAAAGAAGAAGAUGAACAAUAGUGACCAGCCACUGUGGGAGCGCAUUCUGCAGGGGCCCUCUGAGGAUGCCAUGAAGAUUUUUUUAAUGGAUAUGGAUGAAGAGGAAGUGAGCAAUGAUGUGGCCCAAUAUCUGAAUUUGGAGCUCCCCAUCUUGGAGCAGGUUCUGUUGAAUUUGAAAGAAGAGGAGAACAGGGAGAUACAAAUGGUUAUUAGCAAGUACCAUAAACAUCACAGAGUCCUGUCCCGAAUGUUAAGUCGCAAGAUUUCUCCUCACAUUGAAACCAGUGUUUGA